This is a messenger RNA of Drosophila grimshawi, 1978 nucleotides long. RefSeq names its product glucose dehydrogenase [FAD, quinone]. The transcript has 2 exons. The record is from RefSeq and is a predicted model, not a curated record. The coding region runs from base 54 to 1898 and encodes 614 amino acids. NCBI's taxonomy places the organism in Eukaryota, Metazoa, Arthropoda, Insecta, Diptera, Drosophilidae. Gene Ontology annotation, molecular function: oxidoreductase activity, acting on CH-OH group of donors; flavin adenine dinucleotide binding.
AAUUGUGGACAGAUUUAUAAAACCUAAUCCCAUUUGGACUGGGAAUCAGUGAAAUGUUGCUUCUCACGCUGAUAACAACACUCUCUGUGGCCAGUUCACAAAACACUCGCCUGCUGGACCAGCUGCCUCUGCUGGGUCUGAGCAAUCUCAUAGAGCAGACAGUGCGUCCAAGUGUGCCUCAGAAUUUGGCCAGCUAUGAUUUCAUUGUGGUCGGCGCUGGUGCCGCUGGCUGCACGCUGGCCGCUCGCCUCUCCGAGAAUCCUCAAUGGCGAGUGGCGCUCAUCGAAGCUGGCGGUGUGGAGGACAUCAUGCAUCUAAUGCCCCUGCUGGCGCCCUCAAUGCAGAUGACUGCCUCCAACUGGAACUAUCGCUCAGUGCCGCAGCGUUUCGCCUGCCGCGGCAUGCACAACCAGGAGUGCGCCCUGCCGCGUGGCAAAGUCCUGGGCGGCACUAGUUCCAUCAAUUUCAUGAUAUACAAUCGCGGCAAUCGUCGCGACUUUGAUGCCUGGGCGGAACGUGGCAAUCACGGCUGGAGCUACAACGAGGUCCUACCCUACUUCCUACGCAGCGAGUCCGCCCAGCUACAGGGAUUGGAACACUCACCGUAUCACAAUCACAGCGGUCCGCUCAGGGUCGAGAAUGUGCGUUUUCGCACCCAGUUGGCACAUGCCUUUGUCGCUGCCUCAGUGGAGGCUGGACAUCCGCACACCGACUACAACGGGGAGUCGCAGAUGGGCGUCUCCUAUGUGCAGGCCACCACAAUUAAUGGGCGCCGGCACAGCGCCUUCUCCGCUUACAUUCAACCCGUGCGCAAUCGUCGACCUAAUCUGCAUAUCUUUCCAUUUACGCGGGUGACCCGUGUACUUUUUGACGAGACCAGCAAAUCAGCUAAGGGCAUUGAACUGGUUUACAAGCGGACCAAAUACAGAUUUAUAGCCCACAAGGAGGUCAUCCUGUCGGCGGGCGCCUUCAACUCGCCGCAGUUGCUGAUACUGUCGGGCAUUGGACCGGAGGACAAUCUGAAGGCCAUCGGGUUGCCCGUGAUACAGGCGCUGCCGGUGGGUAAGCUCCUGUACGAUCACAUGUGCCACUUUGGACCCACUUUUGUCACGAAUACAACGGGCCAGUCCAUCUUUACGUCGCGUAUAACCCUACCAGAUAUACUCUCCUUCUAUUUGGCCGGCAAUGGAGCAACGCGUCUCAGCUCUAUUGGCGGCGUGGAGGCGUUAGCAUUCCUGAAGUCGCCACGAUCGACGCUGCCGAGAGAUUGGCCAGAUCUGGAGUUUAUUCUGGUAGCGGGCAGCUUGGCUAGCGAUGAUGGUACCGCUCUCAAGCUUGGCGCCAAUUUUAGGGAUGAGAUUUAUGACACUAUGUUCAGACCGCUGCAAAUGGCGCAGCAGGAUCAUUUCACGGUGCUUGUAAUGCAGUUCCAUCCCAAGUCCGUGGGUCGCCUCUGGCUGCACAAGCGCGAUCCUUUCACCUGGCCCAAAAUAGAUCCCAAGUACUUUCUCGACGAGGAGGAUGUGGAGUAUCUGCUUGAUGGCAUCAAGGAGACCCUACGGAUAGCCCAGAUGCCCGCCCUAAAAGCAAUUGGUACCACACUGCUCGAUCGCCCAGUGCCUGGCUGUGAGGAGUUCAGCUUUGGAUCGGAUGAUUACUGGCGCUGCUCGAUUCGCACCAUGUCGUACACACUGCACCACCAAGUGGCCACCUGUCGCAUGGGUCCAGCCACAGAUCCCAGUGCUGUGGUCAGUCCGCAGCUCAAGGUGCAUGGCGUGCGAAAGCUACGUGUGGUGGAUACCAGCAUCAUCCCAUUGCCACCCACAGCACACACAAAUGCAGCGGCCUUUAUGAUCGGCGAGAAGGCGGCUGACCUGAUAAGGGCCGAUUGGAGCUAAGUGGAAGGGUAACCAGAAGUGCGCGUGCAAGGAAAAAGUGCUCCAAGACGGUUAAUUGCUUCAGCAAGUUAAUUAAAUAA